Messenger RNA from Calypte anna (Anna's hummingbird), 4425 nucleotides. It is a transcript of the gene OXSR1, whose product is annotated as oxidative stress responsive kinase 1. The transcript has 18 exons. Gene Ontology annotation, biological process: protein phosphorylation. Lineage: Eukaryota; Metazoa; Chordata; Aves; Apodiformes; Trochilidae. Gene Ontology annotation, molecular function: protein serine/threonine kinase activity; ATP binding. The coding region runs from base 218 to 1819 and encodes 533 amino acids. The record is from RefSeq and is a predicted model, not a curated record.
GGGUGACGUUGGAGCGCUCUGGGCAUGGGCAGGUGGAGGGAGCAGGCGAAGUUUGGCCGGCGGUAGCGGCGGAGGCAGCGGCGGGGUUGCGGGUGCCGCUGCCGGUGAGGGCUCGGGGGUAGCCGGGCAGGGGAGGGCAGGGCUGGGUCGGGUCUCUGCUCCCUCGCUCCUGCGUGGCACUCCCACUCGCGGCGCGGAGGGCGGGCGCGGCGCGGCCAUGGCCGAGGACCCCAGCGCGCUGCCCUGGUCUAUCAACAAGGAUGACUACGAGCUGCAGGAGGUCAUCGGGAGUGGGGCGACUGCAGUGGUGCAGGCAGCUUUCUGUGCUCCGAAGAAGGAGAAGGUGGCAAUUAAAAGGAUCAAUCUUGAGAAGUGUCAGACAAGCAUGGAUGAACUCUUGAAAGAAAUUCAAGCCAUGAGUCAGUGCCAUCACCCCAACAUUGUAUCUUACUACACAUCAUUUGUGGUGAAAGAUGAGCUUUGGCUGGUGAUGAAGUUACUUAGUGGAGGCUCUGUUUUGGAUAUUAUAAAGCACAUUGUGGCCAAAGGAGAGCACAAGACUGGUGUCCUGGAUGAACCUUGUAUAGCCACAAUCCUUAAGGAGGUGCUGGAAGGGCUGGACUACCUGCAUAAAAAUGGACAAAUCCACAGGGAUGUGAAAGCAGGAAAUAUUCUUCUAGGAGAAGAUGGCUCAGUGCAAAUUGCAGACUUCGGUGUUAGCGCAUUUCUGGCCACUGGUGGUGACAUUACCAGGAAUAAAGUCAGGAAAACUUUUGUGGGCACACCUUGCUGGAUGGCACCAGAAGUUAUGGAACAGGUCAGGGGAUAUGAUUUCAAGGCAGACAUCUGGAGUUUUGGGAUCACUGCUAUUGAACUGGCUACAGGGGCAGCUCCUUACCAUAAAUAUCCCCCGAUGAAGGUUUUAAUGCUGACACUACAAAAUGAUCCCCCAUCUUUGGAAACUGGUGUGCAAGAUAAGGAGAUGCUGAAGAAGUAUGGGAAAUCAUUUAGGAAGAUGAUUUCAUCGUGCCUACAAAAAGACCCCGAAAAAAGACCAACAGCUGCAGAACUUUUAAGACACAAAUUUUUCACGAAAGCAAAGAAUAAAGAAUUUUUGCAAGAGAAGAUGUUGCAGAGAGCACCAACAAUCACUGAAAGAUCCAAAAAGGUCCGAAGAGUCCCAGGUUCCAGUGGACGUCUUCACAAGACUGAAGAUGGUGGCUGGGAAUGGAGUGAUGAUGAACUAGAUGAAGAAAGUGAGGAAGGCAGAGCAGCAAUUUCACAGCUCAGGUCUCCUAGAGUGAAAGAACCUGUACAGAAUUCCGAGCUAUUCCCAUCAACUGAGCCUACAGGUCCUUCACUCAAUGCUCCAGCACAGGCACCUACUCAACUACCUCAGGCUGCAGGACAGGUACCUGCACAACCUCAACCUGCUGUACCUCCACCUAGUCAGGCUCCUCCAGCAGCCCCAGCAGCAGCCCAGGCCCCACCUGCCCCUACUGCAGCUCCGGUACAGGAAGAUACAAAAGUCCCUAUCAGCCUUGUACUAAGGUUAAGGAAUUCAAAAAAAGAGCUCAAUGAUAUUCGAUUUGAAUUUACCCCAGGGAGAGAUACUGCUGAUGGUGUGUCUCAAGAACUCAUUUCAGCAGGUCUUGUUGAUGGCAGGGAUCUGGUAAUAGUUGCAGCUAAUUUGCAGAAAAUUGUGGAAGAGCCCCAAGCAAACAGAUCCGUCACUUUCAAACUGGCAUCUGGUGUUGAAGGCUCAGAUAUUCCUGACGAUGGCAAACUGAUAGGAUUUGCACAGCUCAGCAUCAGCUAAACAAUGGUCCCAGGAGAUGUUUCCCAACUGAGAACCCACAUGUGCAUAUUCGUAAUGCUUCUGUUAGCCUAAAAAACAAAACAACAAAACAAAACAACCACUACUGCCAAAGAAUUGAACUACAGCCCCCUUCCUAGAAGCUUUAACAUUUUCCUUCAUAGGAUCACAAACCUUCCUGAAGUUACCGAUGGCGUUUACACCUUUUGUAAACAACUCUCAUGUUUUUGUAUCUGUCAUCUCAAACAUGCAGAUCCAACACAUCAUUGCCUGCAUGUUCAUUUUAUUAUUGCCUUACUUUAAAGAAAAAUACUACUGAGUACGAAGCAGGGGGUUCCACUGCUCUGAUGAUCUUGCCUAAAUGUUUGCUUACAUGUGGUUUCAUUUUUUUUUUUCACUUGCUAUUUUUGCACAAGUUUUAAUACUGAACAGAUCUUUUUUUGUUCUUCACCUGCUUCUCCUUCUAUCUGAAACACCCAUGUACAUGUUGUUUGGGUCACCUGGAGUGCUGAGAAAUCUGCUUCUCCUUCAGCUGUGUUUUUUAAAACUGCUGGUUUGAAUGCUUGCACCUGAGAAAGCAAGCAAAGUCUUAACCCAUGGGAGGGAGAGCUGCCUUCCCUUGUGUUUGUGUUUUUGACAAGUUCCUUCACUUUGAAGUGUUAGAAGUCAGCUUCCCUUUGUAAACUGCCUUAAUUUUUUUUUUUUCUUUUUUAAAAACUAUUUUGGUUCUCUCCACAUGAGUGCCAGGCCUGGCAUGAGGGCUGAACCUUUUUAAUUUCCACGAGACAGUCCUUCCUCAAAAAUGUCUUUCAUUCUGCAUCUUAGAUGUAGUCUGGUUCUUGAAGCAGACCACUGAGGCUUUGCUGCCUGGAAACUGAUGAUCACCAGAACCUUCAUGGUCAGAGGGAAAGAGAAGAGAUCUGUGUCACUCUGCGGUCAGACAAGAUGCACUUCAAACUGUUCCUGAACCCCAGUCUGUUCUGCCUGGCUGCCUGAGUCCUCCCGACCUCUUUCCCAGUCCUUUGCAACCUGGUACCCCUGGAACCAUCCCUGUCGUGUUCUACAGCAAUAAAGAAUCACCAGUAGAGUGGUGGUACCGGGCAGGUGAGCGCCGGGCCGGGUCCCUCCUGCACUGAUCACUUGGGUCGGUCCAAGCCUCGACGUUUGAUCAGGAUGUCACUGCAAGCCUGUCACACACCUCCCCAGCUUUCGUUUCUAUGUGGUGUUGAGUUUGAGUUUCUACAUGAAUAAUAUAAAUUAUACUCUGCGUUUGGUAAGAGACACUCGUAAUGCAAUAUGUGAAUAAUAAAUGGUGUUGAUUUUUUGGUUUUUCUUUUUUUUUUUCUUUUUUUUCUCUCCCCUGCUGUUUCACAGUUGGCCUUUGUAACUGCUAUUGGCUCUGGAGUGUUUUCUACACAGAAAUUGUAAGCCUGUAAUUUAACACACAGAUGGAAACGUGUUUGGUUUCCAUCAGCCACAAACAAUGCAGAAACAGAGUGUUAAAGCAGAAUAACUGGGUUCAAUUAGGACUUUUUUUUUUUUCAUUUCCAAGUCUCCAGAUGAACAAUCUGUAUUUAUAUUUUGAUCAUUAUGAGCAGCUGUGGAAGCUUCCUGAGUUGUGCAUAUUCUUUUGAUACCACCCUUGUUGCUUUCAGCCUCUAGGUGGAUAUUGGAUGUGUCCCCAUGGGUGGUGAGUGUGAAGGAGAGGGAGAAGAGAGAAUUUUGGAGCAAGAGCAUCCCAGGGUGCUGAACAGACACUCAGGAGCCCAGGAAGCAGGUGCCCAAUACCAGGGAGUUGGUGGUGGCUGGGUUUGGCCAAAUGUGUUCAUGCCAUGUGCAUGUGGCACCUCUGGCACUUUCUCCUGUUGUCUGACACAAAGUGCUCCCUGUGGCUUCCCCCCCCUGAGCUUCUUGGCUUGGGAAGAGCUAAAUGCCACCUCAGUUUUCAUGUCACCCUGUGGUCACUAGAGAUAUACUGGACACCCUUUAGCAUACAGUGACAAGGUACUCUUGGUACAGUAUUUUCCCUCUGCCUGCAUGCUGUGGGGAUCUCCUUGUUCAUUUGUGCACUGGUGCUGAGAAAGAUAGGACUCAAACUGCUCAAAUGGGACAAUGCAACAUCUAUUUAUUAAGUUAUUCCCCACCUUCCCAAAGCCAGGACUUGGAGAGCUUAAGCUCGCACUGAUCCAAGGCUCCUUAGUUCCUUAGUGGAGAAAACAAGUAAGGAAGAAACUGUUUUUUGCUCUGUAGAUCUCCAGAUGUUUUGGGUAGGGAUCCAAAAUAUUUACUUGGGCUAUUACAGUGCUAGAAAACUGUCUUUUCAGAUGUUGUUCCAGUAAGUGCCAAUGCUGUUCAUAAUUGUUUCCCAGUGUCAUGAAGAAUUUGGUUUCUGUGCAAAUUUCUCAUCUGAACCUGAAGCAGGUGGUAAUUUUUAGUUCCUACUUUUAAGGACAAUACUCUGUUAAUGAAAACGGAUCCUCUUCACAACUUUGGUGUAUUGUAGAUUAUAAUGAAAGAUGUAAAAUAUUCAGGCUUUUUUUCCUUUUUUGGACUUUGUAUUUUACUGCAUGUCUCUAAUUUUUAAUCAAUAAAGAACAAAUUGUCCAUUA